This is a messenger RNA of Daucus carota subsp. sativus, 2544 nucleotides long. RefSeq names its product receptor-like cytosolic serine/threonine-protein kinase RBK1. NCBI's taxonomy places the organism in Eukaryota, Viridiplantae, Streptophyta, Magnoliopsida, Apiales, Apiaceae. The record is from RefSeq and is a predicted model, not a curated record. Gene Ontology annotation, biological process: protein phosphorylation. Bases 628 to 2187 code for a protein of 519 amino acids. The transcript has 9 exons. Gene Ontology annotation, molecular function: ATP binding; protein kinase activity.
AGGUGGUUCGAGUUAUUUUUCCGCAAGACCCCGCCUGUAUUAUCAAUUUAUCAUCACCGACUCACCGUAGUCAAGGCAAUUUCAAAGCGUAGAUUCUGCACGAAUGGGCUUCAGCCCAAUGACCAGCUUGGGCGUGUGAGACGGGCCUCUAACAGAAUCUGACAGACGUGAUUUUCAUCAAAAAAAAAUCUAAAAAUCGGCGAUAUUUCAUGUAUUACUUGUGGCACCUUUCAAGGGGAAAAUGUGUGAGAGCAUAUAUGUUUUACGUGCAAAUCUAUGUCUUAAAAUCAGAAGUCUUACUCCUACUGAAAUACAAUACUAGUAAAUGUAUAUCCUGAGAGCAUACCUUACUGUGUUAGAUCUAGCAGUAUCAGCUUCUAAGUUUUUGGAGGCCGAAAUCAAUUGGUUACGGUACAAAACUGGCAUGCGUUGUUGAUCAGAUAAGAAGUUUAUGAAUUUUGUUUUUUCAGUUUUGUGGCGUCUUGGUAAAUUGGCCAUGUUGGUUUCAGGUAUUCUCGAUGACAGUAAUCCCAAAAGUUAAUAAUCUGGUAGUGUCCUCAAUCAUCCAACGACCUGGAAAAGUGCUGCGAUCAAAAUUUUCUUGAAUCAGACUUACAGAAGGCAACAAUGGACCCUGAGGAAGUGCAGAACCAGGAAAAUCCAGAAACAUUGGUAGAAAAUGAUGAAAAACAAGGAGAAAUGAUGAUAAAUGAGGACAGCGAUGAAAAACAAGGAGAAAUGAUGACAAAUGAGGACAGCGAUGAAAAACAAGGAGAAAUGAUGAUAAAUGAGGACAACAAUGAAAAACAAGGAGAAAUGAUGAUAAAUGAGGACAGCCAUGUUGAAGAUCCAUCUCCAGGGGUACUAGAGACUCCUAAUUCAGGUCCAGAAUGUGAUAACACUUUAGUCGACAAAUUGCCAGAUAAUGAUGAAACAUUUGAGACUGCAUUAUCAUCACCGUUGCAAUCACCCUCUAGUGGUAAUGUUAACAAUAAUAUUCCCAUCAAUAUUCAUGGUGUGGUGCAGUUAAAGAGCAUGUUUGAUAACAUAAAGAAGAAAUCUGUGAAAAGAUUAACUUCAACUUCAAUUGCAAACUAUUAUGAACAAUCGAGGAAGAGUAUUAGAUGGAAGCUUGGUAGAAGCCAAGCAUCAGAGGAUUCCUUGGAAUGGAUGAUACCAAAGCCAUCUUGGAGGAAUUUUACUCUGCAAGAGCUUGAGGCUGCCACUAAGAAAUUUAGCCCUGCUAAGUUGCUCGGGAAAGGUGGUCAUGCAGAAGUGUAUAAAGGUCUCUUACCAGAUGGUCAAAUUGUCGCGGUGAAGAGGAUAACGAAGAAGGAGAAAAAAGACGAGGACAGGGCUAAAGAGUUUCUUAGCGAGCUUGGGAUAAUUGCUCAUAUUAACCAUCCAAAUGCUGCUAAGCUAAUUGGAUUUGGGACUGAAAAUGGUUUAUACCUUGUUCUCCAAUAUGCUCCUAAUGGCAGCCUUGGUUCUUUACUACAUGGAAAUUCAAAGAAGACCUUGGAUUGGAAUAGAAGGUUUAAGGUGGCACUUGGAAUAGCUGAUGGUUUGAAGUAUCUCCAUAGUGAUUGUCAGAGGCGGAUAAUACAUAGGGACAUCACCGCCUCAAAUAUACUGUUAUCAGAAGAUUAUGAACCUGAGAUAUCGGAUUUUGGGCUAGCGAAAUGGCUGCCAGAGAAUUGGCUUCAUCACGUUGUAUCACCUAUUGAGGGGACUUUUGGAUAUAUGGCCCCUGAAUAUUUCAUGCAUGGAAUCGUUCAUGAAAAGACUGAUGUGUUUGCAUUUGGAGUUAUAUUACUAGAGCUCAUAACAGGGCGUCGUGCAGUUGACUCUAGACGACAAAGCCUUGUGAAGUGGGCAAUGCCAUUUCUGGAGAAUAACAAUGUACAAGGACUAGUAGAUCCUCGAUUAGGUGAUGACUAUGACAUUAUUGAAAUGGAACGGGCAGUUUCAGCAGCUUCCUUGUGCGUUCAACAGUCAACUGAUACGCGUCCAAACAUGAGCACGGUUUGUCAUUUAUUGAGAGGUGAAAGUAAUGAAGUAGAUAUGGAACACCAAAAUUCCAGCAGAGGAAAAUCAGUUAUGGUAGAUGCUCUGAGCACAGAAGACUAUAAUUCAACAGCUUACCUCAAGGAUCUUGAUCGCCAUAAAGAACUUAUGAUGGAGUAAUUAUAUAAGCCUCCAAUAUGUAAAUUCCUUGUUUUUUCUUCAGAAUGCUACAGAGGUGUCAACUUGAAAGUUGAGGUCCCCCGUUCGACUAACAUCUGAACAGGUGGGCUCUGGAUGGACCGACAUUGGUUCUGCCUCCCUCUUUUCUGGUUUCCUAUAUAAGAUUGAUCCUUUCAUUUGAUAGGGGAGAAAGUAUAGGGGAGGCACAUGUGCACAGGUAGAAAAAAAUGUGGCUGUGACGGAUAUUGCAAUUAUAAGAAUCUAGUUUACAUGUGUAUUUUGAUUUUCUAGUAUACUUGUAUAAUGAAGAUAAUCCAUAGUGAUCUAGUUUUGCAGCAACUUAUUAUUUCAGUGCCA